Gamsiella multidivaricata is the source of this 4105-nucleotide messenger RNA. RefSeq lists its product as uncharacterized. The coding region runs from base 149 to 3757 and encodes 1202 amino acids. The record is from RefSeq and is a predicted model, not a curated record. Gene Ontology annotation, cellular component: RNA polymerase II transcription regulator complex. The transcript has 4 exons. Gene Ontology annotation, molecular function: protein dimerization activity; DNA-binding transcription factor activity. Gene Ontology annotation, biological process: positive regulation of transcription by RNA polymerase II. Lineage: Eukaryota; Fungi; Mortierellomycota; Mortierellomycetes; Mortierellales; Mortierellaceae.
GAUUGUCCCAGACCAGCAACUCGUCUGUCUCACAUCAAUCAGGCUGCCGUUGAUCACCCAAUACGGGCCCUCGAGGAUCUCUCGGGUAUCCACCUUAAGAAGGGCAGGACAAUCAGCUGGAUAUUCUAGCCGAUAAAGGGCUGCCACCAUGACAUACAACUUUGACAGCUCGUCCUUCAGCCUGGACCAAGCUGGGCUGGAACUGUCGCUCAAUGAUUUUGCGUUUGAUGCAGCCCAAGCUAGUCAAGUCCAGCAGCGUCUUCAGCAGCAGCAGCAGCAGCAGCAACAGCAACAGCAACGGCAUCUCCAGCAGCAGCAACAACAGCAGGAGCAGCAGCAACAGGAGCAGCGACAACUUCAGAGCCUCCUCCUUCGUAACGACCCUUCCCAGCAGAACCAAUCUGCCUCCAGCCAACCCCAACCACAGCAUACCAUGGUUGAGACCCCUACGACAUCUCCCCUAGAUACCUAUGACUUUCGCUCAUCGUCCCUCAGCAUCGAUAUGAUGAGCAACAUGCCGACUUCGGCCACCACCACCCCUGUUUUCCAGACGCAUCCGGACAUCAAGAUGAACGCACUCCAGCAGCAACUGCAGCAGCAGCAUCAGCAGCAGCAGUUCAUUUUACAACAACAGCAGCAGCGACAACAGCAACAGCUCCACCAGCAACAACAACAGCAACUUCAGCAAUUGCCCCAACAACAAGUCCAGGCACAAGCACAGGCACAGGCACAGACGCACAAGGAUGGAGCAAGACAACAGCUACUCACGCCUGUCGGAAGUGAAUACUACUCAACAGGUUAUACCCAGUACAUGUCGCCAUUGGGUAUCCAGCCCGAGUCCACGUCUGAAGCUACGAUGGUCAUGCCCGAUCACUUUGAGGAUGAAGAGGUCUUCUUCACGCCUCUUAUUUCGCCUGCCAUGACUCCUUCUCAUCCGUACUCAAACCUGCCCCAAGCCAUGUCGGCGGCGAACGAGAUCUUCUCGCCCCUUACGUCGCCAGCGCUGCAGCCGCAUCGAUCCUCUCAGCUGGACUACCUGACAUUCUCCGGUGCGAGCCUCAAUUCGUUGCCUGUGCAAUUCCAGCAGGCACACCAUACUCAGCAGCAACAGAUCCAGCAACAACUCCAGCAGCUUCAAUCACAGUCGCAAUCCGAUGCCCAGCAACAACAGCAUGCUAAACAAGGCUCAGGCACAAAACACGCCCGCGUUGAUAUCGGCAGUCCCGCUGCAAAUGGACAGCGUCCUCCCUUGAAACGAAGGACGACAGUCGAGCGCGCAAGCACUGGACUCGCAUCAGUGAUGCCGCGCCCUGGACCAGCAUCGGCGGUCGCCGGUGGAGGCCCAGCUCUCGUUGCGCUGGCAAAGGGUUCGCCGGCUAUCAGGCCUUCGAACAGUAAUCCGUUGUCGCCGCCAACGCUGAGAAACACGAGUCGCGUUCGGUCAUCGUCUUCCACCAUAGCGCCUUCCUCACCCCUCGCGACGCAAUACCCAAUUAAUGGCAACAGCAUCAAUAUUCGCCCCACGCCCUCUCCCAUUAUGACAUCGACGUCGCAGCCUUCAAGCAGCCAAGGCACCUUAGCACAAUCUCAGCCGUCGCCGUCGCCACAUCUUGUCACCAACAUGACUCAUCUAUCGAUGCUCCCAGCUUCACCGGCCAUGUUUGCACUCCCAGCAUCGUCUAUGAUGCCGCCACCACGUUCGCCCAUGUUCCUGCCUUCACAGCAGACCCAGAAUCUAGUCCAGACACCCAGGCAGCUGAGUAUAUCGCAGCAACCAGGACAGGCGCAGCGACAGCAACAACAACAACAACAACAACAACAACAACAACAACAACAACAACAACAACAGCAGCAGCAGCAGCAGCAGAAGCAGAAGCAGCGCCAACUUCCGGUUCACCAGCCGAUUCAACCAAGUCAAGCACCUCCAAGCGCUGUAAUUUUGAAGCCGGCAAUUACCACCAACACGACAGUGGCAUCUGUCCCAUUGGUUCCUGCCCAAAGCAACGGGGAUAGUGUCGGUCAAGGAGAUGGAGCCGCGACUUCAAAAGCUGCAGUGUCCACCACAACCACACCCCCCGUGUCCAGUGCGUCAACAUCAGCUUUGGAACCCGUAACACCAGCCUCGCUCAUGAACCUGUCCGGGUCCGAAUCAACUCCAACAUCUUCACCAAAGUUCACAGCAAACACCAAGGCGCGCGCCUUGAUCGCCAAGAAUAACAACGUUAAUAAUACCAACACAGCGUCGGGGAAAUCAUCUGGAAUACCUGGAUCGAAAGCAAUCUCGUCAUCAUCAACAUCAAGUAGCUCUGGAUCGAAAAGGAGCAGCGGCAAGAGGCAGUCCAUUGGCAACGCCGGUGCCCUUGCCCCACGGACUCCUGGAACGCCUGCCAUAAUCUCGCCGAUGCCACCACCGACAGCGGGGUUUGCUGCUCUGAUCUCGCCGGCGCUCAAGCCAACCCUGAUGCCUCAGCCGCCCCACCGAGGAAGCAUCAGCGCACAGCCCAUCCUGGUGUCCCCAAGAGUCCAGCCUAUGUUGGUCUCACCCAGCUUGAAGCCGUGGCUGCCUGGAGUUUCUACGACGGAGGCCAUGGCCCGACUAGCAUCCAAGUCCAACUAUCAGAAUAUUUUGGAUGGUGACCACAAUGCCUUGGGUCUCUCCUACAACACGGAUCUUCACUCUGGCAUCGAGCUGCGCCGGACAUCUCACAAGGCCGCAGAGCAAAAGCGCCGCGACUCGCUCAAACACUGCUUUGACGACCUCCGCCAUAUGAUCCCCAAUAUCAACGACAAGGCUCCGUCCAAGGUCUUUCUUCUCAAAAAGUCCUUUGAUUACAUCUGCUCGCUCAAGUCCGAUAUGGCUCAAAGGGAUCUGGAGAGGGUCCGAUCAGAGACGCAGCAGGAGUUCUUUGUGGAGUCGCUUCAGUCUUGGCUAGCCACCUUGCCAGAUUCGAUCGCAAGGCCUGAUCUUGAUGCAUGGAAAUUGCCGGAACAGGUAUUGGACGACAAGACAAGGACCCAGAUUGAGACAGCCAGGAUCGCGGCAGAUAUCGCAGAACAGAGCGCUGCGGCGGUCGAAGCUGCGAGACAAGGAAACCAGCAGAGCGGGAGCAAGGAUGGCAAAGGCAACAGCAACAACGGCAAUGGAAACAAUCAAGGUGGCGGCUCUGGUAAUGGUAGUGCGUCCAAUGGUUCAAGUAACAACCAAGCCAACGCUCAGAAUGGCACUGCUCAGGGCAGGGAUGAUGACGACGACGAUAGUGAUGAUGAGGGUUCAAUCUCUGCGUCUGCAUCAGCCAAUGCCUCAGAUGCUGGUCCUUCUACAGCGUUUGCGUCCAAGGAGCACAGGCCUGGACAGUCGACCGAUUUAUCAAAGUGCAGCUCCAAUACUACGGCCAACGGUGCUCAAAUGAACAACGAUAAUUCAGGGGAUUCCGAUAUGAGCUUGCGUGAAAAGGAUAGAUCGCAAACGAAAGCGUCGUACGGAGGUCAGACUGCGCCAAGGAAUGGAUCCACUGGCAGUGCUGCGAAAUUUUCCACGGAAGAUAAAGGUUGUAGGAGUCAUAGGGCUCGUUCUCGUUCCAUGAAGAGCGGUGUGGGUGAGGAGGGCGACGAUGAGGAAUACCAAGACGAUGGCGAUGGCGACGCCGAUGAGGAGGAGGAGGAGGAGGAGGAGGACGAGGACGAGGACGAGGACGAGGACGAAGAUGAGGAGUACGAGGACCAGGAAAUGACGGAUGCAUCUGGUCAGCCAGCAUGAUUUUACACGAUAUUCAUUUACAACAGAGCUGCAUUUUUGUAACCCAUUCAUAGCCCGCACUCGCGGCACAGAGCAUUGACAUAGAAGUAUUUCAAAGCUGGUGAAAAAAAGAAAAGAAAAAAAGAACACAACAACCAAGGACAACCAUGAUCAUGUUAUGAGUUGAAUUUGUGUGCAAAGGCUACGUGGUACCGCUAUUCUCUUCCUGUUCGGCGUCUUGUUGUUUGUCAAAGUUAUAUGCAACCUGCAGUCCGCAUCAAGGCUCUUUUGUGUCACCCUGCGCUUGACGCCUAAUCAACGCGACUUCAUCGACAUCGCCUCAUUUCGAGCUGUGUUCUCUACUGUCUG